Molecule: messenger RNA, 2114 nt
Organism: Suricata suricatta (meerkat)
Lineage: Eukaryota; Metazoa; Chordata; Mammalia; Carnivora; Herpestidae
Gene: TNFSF13B
Product: TNF superfamily member 13b
Exons: 4
Coding region: 70-609 (179 amino acids)
Biological process (GO): immune response
Cellular component (GO): membrane
Molecular function (GO): tumor necrosis factor receptor binding; receptor ligand activity
Source: RefSeq, a predicted model, not a curated record
UCUGUGGGCAAAUUUCAUACAGUAGUUCUAGAACAAUGUGCAGGCUCUGUAGGAGGUAAAAUUGGCUCGAUGUUUCUGGAAGAACAGCUCUGUAGGUUUGUGCGCACGGACACCUUCUUCCUUCCCUUACCGUUCCCUAUUCAAGUGAUUAAAAGGAUAUAUUUUUGCUUUUCAGUCAUUCAAGACUGCUUGCAACUGAUUGCAGACAGUGACACACCUACUAUACGACACGGACGUAACACGUAUGUCCCGUGGCUGCUCAGCUUCAAAAGAGGAAGGGCCCUGGAAGAGAAGGAAAAUAAAAUUCUGGUGAAGGAGACGGGUUACUUCUUCAUAUACGGGCAGGUUUUAUACACCGAUAACACCUUCGCCAUGGGACACGUAAUACAGAGGAAAAAGGUCCAUGUCUUUGGGGACGAACUGAGUCUGGUGACUUUGUUCCGAUGUAUUCAAAAUAUGCCUGAAACACUACCCAAUAAUUCCUGUUACUCAGCUGGCAUCGCAAAGCUGGAAGAAGGAGAUGAACUCCAACUGGCAAUACCACGGGAAGAUGCUGAAAUAUCACGUGACGGAGACGGCACGUUUUUCGGAGCAUUGAAACUUCUGUGACCUGCUUGUCCCUUGUCCGUGGCUGGGUCCCUUCCUCUCCCCGUACCUCUGAGGAGAACACACUGAACUGGAAACACCAAAGGAAGAAAAACAGUAGUUACCGUACCCUUUUCUGUGAGCUAUUGGUUUUGAUUUGCUGAACCUAGACCAAAACAGGAAAUCUAACAGACAGCCACAGCCAAGGGAUGUCAUGUGAAUUACAAGAAAUAGAACCCGUUUGGGGAAAGAUAGAAGUAGAAGUCUCACUAGAAGGCUGAGUCGAAAAACUCAGUCACCGCAGCCUGGCUGGGAGGAAGCCCAGGUUGGAAAGGGGCGCUCAGGCUUUCUUCCGACACGACGUCCAUGGUACUCCGCGGACAGGCGCCCGCGUCUGCAGGCCGUCAACUCGGACAUCUGGGGACAUCUCAGGGUUCACCCCCGCCCUUGUGUCGAUUCUGCCCCCGCCUCCACUUCCAGUUAACAUUACAGGAAGUGAGAGAAAAAAAAACUUAGAGAAUUUUUGCACUUGACACUUAAAAAAGCACUUAAAGAAACCUUCCAUUUACAUGUACUAAACAGUUGGACUUACAAUAAAAUCCAAGGGCUAUUUAAAGUAUUUUUUGUUUAUUUCAAGUUUGCGGUUUUUAUCUACAAUAUUCUGUAUCACCCGAUGGAACACCAGAUAUUUUUCACAUGAGGGAAAUACUUCUCUCCUGUGUCUACAUUUAGACAUAUUUUUUCUAGCCUAUCCAGGUACUUCAGAAAUUUUCACUGCAGGGUAAUUCCAAUUCCUAUGCAUAUAAGCAUUCAGUGAAAAAAAAAAAAACCCUAUAAUUGUUUGCCUGUAAAAAUAAAAUCUCCAUUGGAAGUUAAUGAAAGCAUUUAUAAUAAUGGAAUGUAUUUUCCCUUUAUUUCCUGUUCUUCUCUGUUAAAUUGUGGCUAGUAUCCCAGCCUUGAAAAAAAAAGCACUUGUGUUAUUAGCUUUACGGACGUGGAGGCUUCGUGGAAGUUCUUGGCAUCCCGAAGGACUUAUGUGCUGUGUGCUCGUUAAACGGAUCCUGAUGACGCUAGGGACAUUUUCGUCUAACGGGGACUCACGGUUGUGGAUGCUGGCAGAACAACUUUCCACCCUCGAUCUCCCUUGUGUCGCCUGUCUUCUUAAAAAUGUCACUGGUAUAAAGAGUUUACUUCAACCAACAGUUUCCUUCUCUAGUUUGAACAGUAGAUGGGAGAACAGACCGUGGGCUGCAGUCAUGUUCUCCAGUCUAUGCUGAAAUGUUUUUAGCAAUAUGCUUCUCGAAACAAAACAUAAAGUGAUCUGUACUCAGAUUAAACUUCCGCUAGAACUUUGAUUUCUACAGUUUUGGCUUUUUUGGUUAAAAUCAAAUAUAUUUUGCAACUUCUUUCAUGUUACAGUAUUAGAAUUAAGAAGUAUAGGCAGAGCAGGAGUCCUGAUGGAGGAGGUGAGUCAUUUUUCUAGUGUUGCUGCUAAUGUGAGUCACCAAAUAAAUAUCUUCAGCACCUUC